UCUGGAACUGGAACGGACCCGACCCGACAUUGAGCUGGGCACGAAUGCUGGUCAGAGUCGGAUAUUAGUUGGAGGGUGCCGGAUGCCACGCGAGCGGGCGAGCGAGGGAGGUGGCAGUCAGAGAGAGAGAGCAGGUCGUCGGAGUCCACGACGGGGAGAACACGAUCUCGGGCGGCCCACGGGCCGAGGCCAUUGCAGGGCCAGUCCGGAGCAGGGCAGAGGGAUCGGGCAGCCGGGAUUUGGUGCGAGCGGAUGAAGACCGGAAGAAGGGAGGAGGGGGCCAGCAGGAGGUUUAGAGAGAUUCCUCGUUUGCAGCGGUGAGCGAGAGGCUGGUCCAUGCAGUCGUUGUUUUGGUUGGUGCCUCCGGUGGCUCUGCGGCUCGAAGGUGCAGCAAUUUCGCCAGCAGAAGUAUGAGCGGGGUGCGCCAGGCCAAUUCGACAUGGUGAUCCGCGGUCGGGCUUGUUUCGCCGGGCCGACACCCGGGCCUUCGAUUCGCGACGCGCACGGGAUCUGGACUAAUCGCCAUUUCAAUCGAGGAGGAGGAGCAGGAGGAGGAGCAGUAGCAGCAGCAGCAGCAGCGGCAGGAGCGGACGCAGGAGGUGCGGUGAGUGAGCAGGCGGAGGAGGAAUAGGUGGUGCUGGUGCUGGUGGUGGUUUUGGGUCGGGUUGGAGGUGGCAAUUGUUCGUUUGAGCUCCAUCCUCUUCUUCCCCGCUCAUCAUCGUGUUGGAGUCUUGGCACUUUCUUGUUCGUCGGUCUGGAUUCGGGACCUGCUUGCUAUGGAUGAGGCCACGCCUCAUAUGAAUGGAGCGGCCUCGUUCUUGCACGGGGCUGCCCGAGAUGCAAUGUCUAUGCAGCCGAGCGUCAAACUCUCCAGGAAUGCCUCGGAGAUUGCGAGCAAAGUUAGCGAGGAAUCUGAAAGCUCUCGGUCGCACAAGCCCUUGACGUUGUACAGAGUGAUUCGGGGCAUCUUGUGUCUCAUGAUUUUACUGUCGACGGCAUUUGUGACUUUGAUCAUACUGGGCCCCAUUACUUUCAUCGUUUUGAGACUGUACAGCGUGCACACGAGCAGGCAGUCGAUAGGAUUCAUCUUCGGGCACUGGCUCUCUCUGUGGCCUUACUUAUUCGAAAAGAUCAACGGGACGAAGGUGGUAUUUACUGGGGAAAAAGUUCCAGUCGCGGAACGAGCUAUGGUGAUGUGCAAUCAUCGCACCGAAGUCGACUGGAUGUACAUAUGGAACUUGGCGGUUAGGAAGAAACAAAUUGGGUUCACGAAGUACGCUUUGAAGAGCAGUGUCCGAAAUGUGCCGAUAUUUGGCUGGGCUUUCCAUGUCCUAGAGUUCCUCCCUCUGGACAGGAAGUGGGAGCUGGAUGCUCCUGUCAUCGAGUCCUACCUCAAGAGUUUCGAAGAUCCCGUAGAUCCAUUUUGGUUCGUACUUUUUCCCGAGGGCACAGAUUUCACAGAAGAGAAAUUGAUUCGGGGAAACGUUUACGCCAAGCAGCUUGGCCUUCCUGGCGACCUGCACCACGUCCUUCUUCCACGAACAAAAGGUUUCACGGCUUGCUUGCCCCUCCUCACCGAGUCUGUCAACGCUGUAUACGACCUUACUAUGGCGUACAAGCAUCGCUGCCCGCUUUUCAUCGACAACCUCUUUGGGAUCGAUCCUGCGGAAGUACACAUUCAUGUGCGUCGGAUCCCUAUAAAGGAAAUUCCGACUUCAGAGGAGGAAGCAUCGACGUGGCUCUAUGAUGCUUUCUACAGAAAGGACCAACUGCUGAUCGACUUCCACAGAGACGGUUCCUUUCCGAAUGAGAUCGACGAAGGGCAGUUAGAUUCGCGAGGAUUCUUGAUCCGACUAGCAAUUUUCACAGUUUCGAGCCUGUUGGUGUUGAGGUUUGCGCUUUUCCAAUAUUGGUGGUUACGAGUUUACGUAGCAUUUAGUUGUGUCGCCCUCCCCGCCUUGACGUUCUUCAACAUUAAACCCGCCCCCUUGUCACAUUUCAGAUAGUCGAGAAGAAAUCCCCAGAACCAUGAUGAUGAUAGGUCUAUGGGGCCACCAGUCCUGUGAGAUAAGAGUUGGAGCUCUGGUGGCCUCAUAUGCAGUACCUCUAGUUCUGUAAGAGAUUGUCGUAGUGAGUGAGUGCGUGGGUAGGCCAUAACCUGGUUCUCACUGCAGUCGCUGUCUUAGAAUACAGGUCUGUUUACAGCGCAUUACAGACUCCGAAGCCUCGGUUGGCUUUUAGUAAUGCAAGACGAUAGGAGACGAGGGCAAAAGCCGCAUGUCGUAUCCACGAGCAUGGUGCAGAUAUAGUCCACUGUAGAUUUUGUAAGAAGUAUCAGCUAUUGCUCCAUUUUUCUCAUCCCCACAAUUAUUGGAUUUCCUUCACAUUGUAAGGAUACCUCGGUCGUAGAGAAUGUAGCUGGUCAGGCAAAUCCGGAAGAUACUCAAGCGUCCACCUCAAACAAUCACACUCUCUUGUCGGUGGCACAGCUCCACCAUAUCCACUGGGAACUAGUUGUACUUUAUUCAGGAAUUGGACCUGGUCAAUCAGUGGCGAAGUCCACACUUUCUUCUGAGCAUGUGAUGCGUUUUCAGGA
Marchantia polymorpha subsp. ruderalis is the source of this 2596-nucleotide messenger RNA. The record is from the annotation of a GenBank genome assembly. Lineage: Eukaryota; Viridiplantae; Streptophyta; Marchantiopsida; Marchantiales; Marchantiaceae.